Prorocentrum cordatum is the source of this 1237-nucleotide messenger RNA. The record is from the annotation of a GenBank genome assembly. Lineage: Eukaryota; Dinophyceae; Prorocentrales; Prorocentraceae.
CUGCUUUCCCAGGGGCUCCAACUUCUAGGUAGGGUCGCACUGGGGUAAUUGUUCCUUCGGUCGACGCACCAACUGUAUGCCCAUGUCUCGUCCUUUUGAGAAAGGAGCUCCGAAUCGCUAUGGGUUUCCGACCGACCUCAGUCCCUUCUCUUGCAGGGUUGGGUCAAGUCCGAGACCCCCGGCUGGACCACCGACCACUUUGCCACGGUCAAGGGCAUCACCAAGGCUGUCAUGGAGAAGUUUAACGGCGACGCGAGCAAGGUGAUCGUGACGGGCACUGCCGAGGGCGGCGUCGGCGCCCUGCAGUUUGCGAAGGCCUACCCGGACCUCGUCUCCGCCGCGAUCAUCACCGACGCGCCCUCUGCGACCUAUGGAGGCGCCGACGAUCUCGAGGGGCUGCCCGUGUACGUCACGGCCGACGGGUCGCGGGGAGACGCUGGCGCCGUGGACGCCCUCGUCGUGGCCUUGAAGGGGCGCGCGUCGGGCACGACGAAGUACACGCGGUACGUCAAAGCCCCGGCCGCGGCCGAUCCCGAGUUCAACCCGGGCUACGGGCACAGCUCCGACAUCGUGUACCGCGACCCGCAGCUGUGGGCUUGGGCAUAUUCGUUCAAGGGCGAGGGCGGCCGCGACGGUUGGGGAAUGAGCCCACUGCCCUUCGUCGCCAUGCACUGAGCAGACGCCACAGGCGUUCCGCACCCUGCGGCGCCGUGCGGCGACCUUUGGAAGAACCAUCGCUCCACACCCGUCGACGCUGCCAAAAAAAAAUUGCUCUCCGCGCCGCCCGCGCCCGGAGCCUGCUGCCGAGCUGCCCGUGCGCUCCCGCGGAGCAGACCGGAGCGGCCUCGGCGCCCGCCGCCCGCGGCGCUCGGAGGCGGCCGCGGCACCCGACGCCUCCUCCAGGCCCGCCAGCCUUCCGAGCUUGGCAUCGCUCGGACGUGUGCAUCUUUCCGUCGGCGAGGACCAUCGAGGAGCAUCCUUGAUCACUUGGUGCCUCCUCGCCCGGCCCUCGUCUCCUCAAUGCGCCCCCUUCCGCCGCCUCCUCUCCCCCAGGCUCCCUCGCUCCCUCGCCUCCUCCUCCUCCUCCUCCUGGCACCGCUCUGUCGCUCCCGACGCGGCUUGCGCGACCUCCUGGGCGAGGGGCAAAAUGGCCCGCGCGCGCGGUCUCCCGCCGCUCGCCUUCUGGACGGGCGCCUCGCCACGUCGGCUCGCUGCAUGCUGCGGUUCGUUGUCGUCC